Molecule: messenger RNA, 1151 nt
Organism: Polistes dominula (European paper wasp)
Lineage: Eukaryota; Metazoa; Arthropoda; Insecta; Hymenoptera; Vespidae
Gene: colt
Product: carnitine/acylcarnitine carrier protein colt, mitochondrial
Biological process (GO): carnitine transmembrane transport; mitochondrial transport
Cellular component (GO): mitochondrial envelope
Molecular function (GO): O-acyl-L-carnitine transmembrane transporter activity
Source: RefSeq, a predicted model, not a curated record
GUCAAUGACUGUUGAUUGGACCUUGGACUUAGGCACUGUGUAGAAUAAAGUUCAAAAACAAUUAAAUUUAUUUUUAAUAUAAUUUUAAUUUAAAUUUUUAAUUAUGGGGUCUGAAACUGUAAGUCCUGUUAAAUAUUUCCUCAGUGGAGGAUUUGGUGGAAUAUGUACAGUAGUUGCUGGCCAUCCUCUUGAUACUAUUAAAGUACGUCUUCAAACUAUGCCUCUUGCUGGGCCAAAUGAAAAACCUCUUUACACAGGUACAUUUGAUUGCGCUAAAAAAACUGUAACAAAAGAAGGAAUACGUGGUCUAUACAAGGGUAUGGGAGCACCAUUACUUGGAGUGGCACCUAUAUUUGCUAUGAGUUUUUUGGGUUAUGGUGUUGGAAAAAAAUUACAACAGAAGGGUCCAGACGAUAAGCUCACCAUACCACAAUUAUUUUAUGCUGGUGCAUUUAGUGGAAUAUUUACAACUGUUAUUAUGGCACCAGGUGAACGGAUAAAGUGUCUUUUACAAAUACAACAUGCAGAUGCUGAGAAGAAAUAUAAAGGACCCCUUGAUUGCGCCAAACAACUUUAUCGAGAGGGAGGCCUUAGGAGUAUUUAUAAGGGUACAUGUGCUACCCUUUUGAGAGAUGUUCCUGCAAGCGGAAUGUAUUUUAUGACAUAUGAAACUUUACAAAGGUGGUUGACACCGGAGGGAGGAAAAUUAGGUUUACUAUCAACGAUAUUAGCAGGUGGUUUUGCCGGUGUUGCCAAUUGGGUAGUUGGUAUUCCACCAGAUGUUUUAAAAAGUCGAUUGCAAGCAGCACCCGAAGGCACAUAUACAAAAGGUAUUCGCGAGGUAUUCGCUCGUUUGUUAAAAGAGGAAGGACCGAGAGCACUUUAUAAAGGGUGUACACCCGUUAUGUUACGUGCUUUUCCCGCAAAUGCGGCAUGCUUUCUAGGAUUUGAAGCAGCUAUGAAUGUUUUAAAUUGGGUGGCACCCAAUUUAUAAGAUUCAAUUGAUAUUUUUUAUAUAUAAAAUUAUACAAUCUCAUAAGCAGUACCAACAAAGUUAACAAAUUACAUUUGUCUUAUUUGUUGAACGAUUAUUGUUACUAUAAUAGUGUAACUUUUAAGUUUAUUGUUUAAUUGAAAUGUUACACUUUUAA